Molecule: messenger RNA, 2624 nt
Organism: Malaya genurostris
Lineage: Eukaryota; Metazoa; Arthropoda; Insecta; Diptera; Culicidae
Gene: RNaseZ
Product: ribonuclease Z, mitochondrial
Exons: 7
Coding region: 109-2565 (818 amino acids)
Biological process (GO): mitochondrial tRNA 3'-end processing
Cellular component (GO): mitochondrion
Molecular function (GO): 3'-tRNA processing endoribonuclease activity
Source: RefSeq, a predicted model, not a curated record
UUGUUUUGACACAGACAUUUCACCGGUCUUUUGGUAAUAAGGGUAAUACUGGAAAGUUUGAGUCGUUCGGUUUCCUAAACUCUUAAAUAAAUCUCGUUAAUAUAUUUCAUGUAUAAAUUACCGGUAACUUUAAAAUUUCAAGUGUGUUUCACGAUCCGUUUCCAUUCCUCCAAGUCAAAGUUACUUAAAAUUAUUACCCAAAUGCCGUUGGACCCGAAACAUAUAGCGGAGGCACAAAAACAGCGACUUAAACUGAAACAAAAAGUUAUAAAAACCUCUCCUGGUAUCGUGAAUCUUCAGAUUGUUGGAUGUGGUGCACCUGGAGCUCCAGCUUCGGUAUAUCUUUUCAGCGACCAAUGUCGAUACCUCUUCAACUGUGGCGAAGGAACGCAAAGACUGGCAUAUGAGCAUAAGACAAAACUUUCAAGUUUAGAAAAUAUUUUUAUAACAAGAACUUCCUGGGAAAGAAUCGGAGGUUUACCUGGAAUCUGUUUGACUAUGCAAGAUGUAGGAGUUCCUAAUGUGACUCUGCAUGGUCCUCCAGGGCUGGGUGAGUUGUUCAAAGCAAUGAGGCGGUUCGUUAUAUUAAAAGAUAUGAAGGUAGAUGCUCCGGAGUACAGAGCCGGUGAUGCAUAUGAAGAUCACGUAAUGACCCUGAAAUAUGUGGUAAUAAACAGGGAAUCUGACUUUACUUCACAUUCUGACGAUGAAGAAGAGUUAGCUGAGACAGCCGUAGACGACACUGACUACUAUGCCUACGAAAAACGCAGAAAAUCCGAACCUGCACAGAAAAUAAUUGUUUCCAUCAAACAGCAUCAGGAUUGGACCAAACGUCAGGAAAGCUCUGUUAUGGCAUACAUUUGCAAACUUAAGCUUCGUUUUGGACAAUUAUCACUUGAAAAAUGUGUGGAUAAAGGAGUCGUGCCAGGCCCUUUACUGGGUCAGCUGAAAAAUGGAAAAGAUAUCACUCUCCCUAAUGGAACAUUGGUGAAAUCAAGUGAUGUUCGAGGUCCUGAUGACCCUGGACCAGUAUUUAUUUUCAUAGAUAUUCCUAACGAAGCGUAUCUUAAUGACCUUGAGGAGAAAAAGGAAGUUUUUGCUCCAUACCAAAGCACUGCAACAGAUGAUUCCAAUCAGGCUUUGUACGUAAUACACUUUAGUCCCUUAGAGGUGAUGGAUACUUCUCUAUACAAAAAGUUUAUGGAUAGAUUCUCUCCAAGUACUAUGCAUCUAGCGUUAAAUGCAAUCAAUAGCUUUUCUGGUUACGUUGCAUCUCAUAGAAUACAAUAUCAUUUGAAUCAGGUAGAUAGGCAGAUAUUUCCUUUGCUGAGAGAAGAAAAUAAUGAUUACAGUAAACCCGUUGGUAUCGGUGAAAAUAAUCUAGUUCGUUCUUCUUCUCUAAGCUAUUUACAUAUUCGACCAAAAAAAGGAAUUGAACGUGCUCUAGAGGCUGUUAUAACGCCCAACGAUUAUCUCAAAGAACUCGAAGACUUACCAGAUUUUAAGCAAGCGUUGAAUGACGUGCGUGAGAAAUUGGAAGCUCAAAAACAUGGAGGUACACAGAUGAUAACUCGUUCGGAAGCAUUUCCACGAUUAGUGUUUCUUGGAACUGGUUCAUCGAUUCCCAACAAAACUCGCAAUGUUAGUGCAAUUCUUAUACACACAAAUCCAGAUUCGUCGAUUCUUUUCGAUUGUGGAGAAGGAACGGCUGGGCAGAUUGUUAGGUUUUUCGGACAGGAAAAGGCGAUGCAUGUUUUUAGCACUUUAAAAGCAAUUUAUAUUUCCCACUUGCAUGCGGAUCAUCAUUUAGGUUUGUUCGGACUUCUGCAAAUGAGACGUCGAUUGCUGGGAUCAGACUGUGAUAAAAUACUUCUUUUGGCACCAGAACAAAUUUCGUACUGGCUAAGAUUGUAUGAUUGUCGCUUUGAACCGCUACACAAUGAAUAUAUUUUGGUUAAAAAUGCGGGGCUGAUAGACCAACCACUGCGAGUGGAAAAGAUUCUCGAUAUGGGUAUAACAGAAAUAGCUACAUGUCGCGUUCGUCAUUGUCCACAUUCUUUCGGCGUUGCUAUUCGUACGAUAUCUAGUUACAACGGGAUAAAUGGUGAAAAUGUUAAAAUCACCUACAGUGGUGACACCAUGCCCUGUCAUGAGCUCGUGAAUCUCGGAAAGGAUUCAACGAUUCUUAUUCAUGAAGCCACAAUGGAAGAUGAGCUGGAGGCAGAAGCAAAAAUAAAAAUGCAUAGUACUCUCUCGCAAGCGAUCAAUCAAGGCGAAAGAAUGAAUGCAAAGUAUACUUUACUGACGCAUUUCAGUCAACGAUACGCCAAAAUACCGCGUAUUGAAUCUGUGUUAGGAACCAAUUUAGGAAUAGCUUUCGACAAUAUGGAAGUAACACUGGAUGACUUACCGUCGUUAUGCUUAUUUUAUCCUGCUCUUAAGGCGAUGUUUAUUAGUCACUUCGAGGAGAUGGAACAAAAGGCGAUUAAACGGGAAAACAAGAGGCUGCGGUUAGAGCCUAGUAACAGCGGUAGUAGUAGUAAAGAAACAUCCCCUAUUCGAUAGAAACAGUAGGUCAUAUAUUGUUAAUUAGUAUAAUAUGUUUACUCAUCCGAAUUAGGAAA